GGCUUGGGUUGGGUCUUGGCCUUUUUGCGCACUUGCCUGUAAGUGUACGUGCGUACUUGGGUAGAACUUGUGGCUAUAAAGCCACUAGGUGGAAUUCCGAGGCGUGACACUACAAGCGCUUGCCCCACCUGGCACGUUUAACCCCAGCAUCUCGACGAGUGUAUACAGAACAAGCCCAGGCAUGGUGAAAUACGAAGAGGAUUGGUCCUCGGUGACCAAGCUAGUUCGGGCGCUCGUGUUUUUCGGAAAUGCCAUCAUUGCGCUGUGUGGAGUGGCCCUCAUGGCCCUGGCCAUAUGGGUCGUCACUGACCCUUACAAAAUCUACCCGUUCCUGGCCGCCGACAACAACACGGACAUCUUUGCCGCAGCCUGGAUCGCCAUCUUCUGUGGCUUUGCCUUCUUUCUGCUCGGCAUCUUUGGGAUGUACGCCGUGUGGAGGAUGCAGCGGUCUGCCCUGCUAGCGUAUUUCAUCCUCAUGUUAAUCGUGUUCAUCUUCGAAGCAGCAUCAUGCAUCGUGAUCUUCACUCACAGGGACUAUUUGGUGGGCACAAAGAACUUGAUGCUCAAGCAGAUGCUUCGUGAUUACGGCGAGAUUCCUCAACUCACGGACAACUGGAAGGACUUGAUGUCAACGCAAAAAUGCUGUGGGGUGAACGGACCUGAGGACUGGAUCUCCUACACGUCGUCCUUUAGCAAAUACCACAAGCAGGACGAUGCCGACAGCCCAUGGCCCACGAAAUGCUGCGUGAUGAACGAAAAUGACGAAUACCUGUACGGUCGCAUGGGCUGCAUCCUGGGCAAGCCAGAUGCCAUCUUCCAAAAAGGCUGCUAUGGGCACUUUUCAUCGGCUGUUGAUGGCUACACCUUCCCUCUUGCCUGGUUCGGCUUUUCCAUCCUCGUCUUGGUGUUCUUCGUGGAGAUUGGCACCCUAUACCUCUACACGGUGUCGUAAAACACACGUGGGAUGUUCCGGCCUGCACGCAUCAUUCCCAUCCAGGACAGCACAUAUAAGGAUGUUAAAGCGUUGGUCAAAACACUUAUCGAUGUAUGCUUUUGCAAUUCAACCUAGUAUAUGUUAACACCCAUAUAUUGUCUUAUAUUAAAAGUAUUUUUUCAGUCAACGUUUUAUCAUCGUUACUCUAUUAUAUUUGCUCUUUAUAAAGUUGGGAAUAUUUUUUACCAUGAUCCAGGAAAAAUCUCGGUCCAUGUAUUUUGUCCUCUUAAUAUUUCUAUGUCUCCGAUCUGUCCUUAGCAGUUACACAAACGCAUCUAGUUUGUUUUUAUUGUUAUCCUCUUUAAGAGUGUGUUGUGGAACCAGAGGCACAAAUAUAAAUGGAGCCGAUAAUUGUUUUUUUAACCCUUUUAUCUGGCAACAAAACUGACACAUUUUGUACAAGGAGUCAUGUUUGCAUUGAUCACAAUACCUGCGGUCGGAAUGCAAAGAAAAAAAAACACAACUCUGAUAAUGUAUGCACUGUCCUUGAAAUUGAUUGGUCCACACCUGAGACAGCUUUUCUUAGAGCCUAGUCUCACAUGGUGUUGGACCAGAUGACGCCAAAUGGUAUAAAUGGAGCCGUGGUAAUGUACGAGUCAUGUCUUUGAAGUUAAUGGCAGGGUGUGGAAACGAAGAGGACGAGGUCUAAUUGCAAGUUUCUUAGCCAGAACGGUACUUUUGGUUACAACCUUUUGAAUGAACACUGUGUACAUUUUGGAUAAUUAGUGAAGGCAGGGUUAUUUUUGAUGUUAUAUUUAAUCUGCAUUUAUUUUUCAUUUAACUUCUGAAGGCCCAUUCGGAAAAAAAUAUAUCUGCUUGCUUACUUUUUGGA
Molecule: messenger RNA, 1826 nt
Organism: Lethenteron reissneri (Far Eastern brook lamprey)
Lineage: Eukaryota; Metazoa; Chordata; Hyperoartia; Petromyzontiformes; Petromyzontidae
Product: uroplakin-1a-like
Cellular component (GO): membrane
Source: RefSeq, a predicted model, not a curated record